CAAAAAACAACUCAACACUUGUUUUUUCUUCAUUUCUCAUUUAUGAAAAUGGUAUUUUGAAUAGCACUUCAAAGUCAAAUAUUUGUUUUCAUUUAUGAAAAUGGUAUUUUGAAUAUCCUCAUCAAGAGUAGCAUCAACAAUUUGCGACCUAGUCUGCGAUUCAGCCUAAAAUUCCGUUCGUGUUCGAUCAUAUUUUUCCAUAAUAUGCUAAGUGGAUGGAGUUAUGAUGUGUUCCUUAGUUUUAGAGGUGAAGAUACAAGAAGAAGUUUCACAGGCUCUCUCUAUCAUGGUUUAUGCCAAAAGGGCAUCAAUGUUUUCAUAGAUGAUGAAGAGCUUAGAAGAGGAGAACAAAUAUCUCCAUCUCUUCUAACAGCAAUUGAAGAAUCUAGAAUUUCUAUCAUUGUGUUUUCUACAAACUAUGCAUCUUCAAGUUGGUGUCUUGAUGAGCUUGUUAAGAUUCUUGAAUGUUGGAAAACAAAGGGACAAUUAGUUUUUCCAGUUUUCUACUAUGUUGACCCUUCUUUUGUAAGGCAUCAAAGAGGAAGUUUUGGAACAGCAAUGGCUAAACAUGAAGUUACAUUCAAGGAUGAUGUUGAAAAGUUGAAAAAGUGGAAAAAAGCCUUGUUUGAUGCAGCCAAUUUUUCAGGUUGGAGCUUAGAAAAUGGGUAUGAAUUUGAGCUUAUCUUAAGGAUCAUUGAGGAGGUCUCUAGCAAACUAAAUCACACCCUUUUGCAUAUUGCUGAGCAUCCAGUUGGACUAGAAACUCGCAUAUCGGAAGUGAAAUCACUUCUGCAAACUGAAAAUCUUGGUGAACAGGUUUCUUUCAUUGGAAUCCAUGGACUUGGAGGUAUAGGAAAAACAACAAUUGCAAGAGCAUUGUACAACUCAAUUGCUAAUCAAUUUGAUGCCACAAGUUUCCUUACUGAUAUAAGAGAAAGUUCAACUCAAAGACAAGGCUUAGUUCAACUUCAAGAAACACUUCUUUAUGAAACACUUGGUAUAAAGAAUAUUAUGCUAGGAAAUGUUUAUAAAGGUAUCCCUAUUAUAAAAAAGAGAUUAUGUGGCAAGAAAGUGCUUCUGAUUCUUGAUGAUGUCGACAAGUUGGAACAGCUUCAAGCAUUAGCAGGAGGACGCGAUUGGUUUGGUUUCGGAAGUAAAAUAAUCAUAACAACAAGAGAUAAGCAAUUAUUAGCUAAUCAUCAAGUUGACAAAACUUAUGAAGUAAGGAAACUAAAUCACGAAGAAGCUUUUGAACUUUUUACAUGGAAUGCAUUCAAAAGAAAAGCAAUUAAUGAGGGCUAUAUGGAGAUUUCCAAUAAUGUUGUACUCUAUGCUGAAGGACUUCCAUUAGCUUUGAAAGUAAUGGGAUCAAAUUUGUUUGGUAAAACAGUUGAGGAAUGGAAAUCUGCAUUGGCAAAAUAUGAAAAAAUUCCUAAUAAAGAGGUUCAAAAUGUGCUUAGAGUAACUUUCGAUAAUUUAGAAGAAAAUGAGAAGGAAAUUUUCUUGGAUAUAGCAUGUUUCUUCAAGGGAGAGACAGUUGAAUAUGUCGAAAAAACACUUCAAGCUUGUGGUUUUUUUCCGAAAUUUGGUAUCAGUGUACUUACCGAUAGGUCUCUUGUAAGUAUCGAUGAAUAUAACAGAUUGAGAAUGCAUGAUUUGAUACAAGACAUGGGUAGGGAAGUUGUUAGAGAAGUUUCUCCGUUAGAGCCUGGAAAACGGAGUAGGUUAUGGAAUCAUGAAGAUGUUAUUGAAGUACUAACCGAAAGUUCGGGGACUUAUAGUAUUCAAGGCAUGAUGGUGGAUCUACCUGAUCAAUAUAUGGUACACUUGAAAGAUGAUUCCUUCAAAAAGAUGACAAAUCUUAAAAUUCUUAUAGUUAGAAAUGGAAACUUUUAUGGAAGCCCUCAACAUCUUCCAAACAAUUUAAGGUUGCUUGAUUGGGUGGAAUAUCCUUCAUCAUCUUUACCAUCAACGUUUCAUCCAAAGAAACUUGUUGUACUCAAUUUGUCGCGCAGUCAUUUUACAAUGCAAGAGCCAUUCAAGCAUUUGGAUUCUUUGACUUCUAUGGAUUUGAGUCAUUGUCAGUUCUUAACAAAGCUACCAGACAUUUCUGCUGCUCCAAAUUUAACCGAACUAAAUCUUGACUAUUGUACAAAUCUAGAACAAGUUCACGACUCAGUUGGAUUUCUUGACAAACUUAUUGAGUUAAGGGCUUAUGGAUGCACUAAGCUUAAGGAUUUUCCACAUGCCAUCAAAUUGACAUCAUUGCGAAGUCUAAUUCUUAAUUGGUGCUCAAGUCUUCAAAAAUUCCCAACCAUUUUGGAGAAAAUGGAAAAUCUCAUAUCUAUUUCCAUUGAAGGAACUGCUAUUGAAGAAUUGCCUCCUUCCAUUGGAAAUCUUGUUGCUCUUCAAGAGUUUAGCAUGACAUCUUGCUUGAGCCUCAAGGAACUCCCAGAAAACAUUGACAUGUUGCAUAAUCUUAAAAACCUUGAUAUUGAAGGUUGUCCACAACUUAGAAGUUUUUUGACAAAAUUGAGAGAAUUAGGACAAUCUACUCUUACUUUUGGUAAUGUUCAAUCGUUGAAUCUAGAAAACUGUGGUCUUAUAGAUGAAGAUCUUCCCAUAAUUUUCAAGUGUUUCCCAAAUUUAUCAUCAUUAGUCCUUUCAGGAAGUAAUUUUGUAACUCUUCCAAGGUGCAUAGAAGAAUAUUAUCCCUUGGAAUUGCUUCACUUAGACAACUGCAAACAGCUCCAAGAAAUUCCAAGCCUUCCUCCCAAUUUACAAUUCAUCAAUGCAAGGAACUGCAUAUCAUUGACUGCAGAAUCAUCAAACUUAUUAAUACGCCAGGAAACUUUUGAGGUAUAUGAGUUACAAGUUAUGGUUCCUGGAACAAGGGUUCCAGAAUGGUUUGACCACAUAACCAAAGGAGAAUAUAUGACCUUUUGGGUGAGAAAAAAAUUUCCAGCAAUUAUUUUAUGCUUUGCUCUUGCAAUAGAGAGUAAAAUGAAGAAGAGUUUCAGCUGCGAAAUCCGAUUCUAUAUAAACAGUGAAGAAGUUUAUGAAUUGGAAAUACCAAUAAUGUUUUCAGAACUAGUGACAGAUCAUGUAUGGCUUUCUGAUUUGAGGACUCAUCCAUCCAUCAGAUUGAAUGACCUUGAAUCAUAUCUUGUUGAUGAUGAUUGGAAUCAGAUUGAGAUUUCAUGUGAAAAAGUAAUUGGACCAUCAAAUAUGACUAUAAGCUCGUGCGGAGUUCAUGUAUGCAAGCAAGAAGCUAACUUGGAAGAUAUUCUAUUUGAAGAUCCUUAUCUUGAUUCAGAUUUAAGCAGAGAAACUGAGAAUAUUGAUUCUGAUUUGGAAGAUUAUAAUCAAGAAAAGAUUUUAUUGCAUACCGAAACAUUGGUUAAUGUUACUGAAGAUUCAAUGGAUAUAGUGUGUUUUGAUGGCACCAAUGUUGUCAAAGCAUCAAACAUGGCAGCUUCUGAUCAUCAAGAAAAACCUCAACAAAAAUCCGAAGUCACAAAUCCGGAUGAUGAAGACAUGGAAGCAUUUUAUGCUAUUCUUGAUGCUGAGACCUCAGUUCUUUCACUUUCCAAUGACAACAAAGUGGUUUCUGAAUCAUCCAAAAGAAUAAUUCCAAGUGAAGAAACCAAGAAAGCUUUGAAGACACUUCAAGAUUUUCUCACCAAAGAUUUUUCUGUUCUUUUAAGGCCUAAUGAGUACAAUAUCAUGGAAUCUACCUUAGAUUACCUCACACAUUUACCUUCAGAAGAUGGAAUGUCAGUUGAAAUAAGAUCAUUGGUUAAAGAAGUUUCAAGACAGUUCACUUGUUGGAGUUAUGAUUACAAACACGAAGGCGAGAAAAUAGAGUUUACAAAAGCCAAAUUGUUGAAAAGUGAUGAACUUGAAGAGGGUCUUGAAGCUAACAAAACCCUUUUUAGAGAAGUUAAGCAUUUGGAAAAUGAGUUAUGCAAUGAGUUGCAAUAUUUAGAGGAAAGAAAGAAGAUGCUAGAAGAACAAAUAAAUGCUGUUAGGGCUAAUAUAUCUGCUUCACAAGUAGCUAAGAACAUAGCUUCUCAUACAAAGAGAGAAAUCUUUGAGAAUGCAAAGAUUCUAAAAGUUCAAAGAGAUGAGUUAAGGGAACAAGUACAUUGUUUGAGAGAUGAGCAUGAAUUGGCUAAGAAAAUUCAGGCAAAUAUUAGAGAUGAAUGGUCAAAGCUAGGUGAAAAAUUUAGUAACAUUGCCGACAAAAGUUAGUCCAGUCGAUAAGGAGUUAACUUGUACCCCGCAAGUAGGUAAUAUGAAAAUAUAUCUAUUAGCGUUAUUUGAGCCUCGGGUCUGGCUUAACAUUAGCGCGUUCAGAACACCAAAACUUUUAUCUAUAAUUUUUUUAUCAAUGCUAUAAAGUAUGAAAGUGAUAUAUGAACAAGAUGAACACAUCAAGGAACUCUGCUCUCAAAUUAAAGUUAAAUAAUUUUAAUGAUAUCAAACGGUUACAUAAA
Messenger RNA from Trifolium pratense (red clover), 4499 nucleotides. RefSeq names its product TMV resistance protein N-like. Lineage: Eukaryota; Viridiplantae; Streptophyta; Magnoliopsida; Fabales; Fabaceae. The transcript has 6 exons. Gene Ontology annotation, molecular function: ADP binding. The record is from RefSeq and is a predicted model, not a curated record. The coding region runs from base 205 to 4254 and encodes 1349 amino acids. Gene Ontology annotation, biological process: signal transduction; defense response.